This is a messenger RNA of Synchiropus splendidus (mandarinfish), 2432 nucleotides long. Its product is annotated as putative protocadherin beta-18. The record is from RefSeq and is a predicted model, not a curated record. Gene Ontology annotation, molecular function: calcium ion binding. Gene Ontology annotation, biological process: homophilic cell-cell adhesion. The transcript has a single exon. Lineage: Eukaryota; Metazoa; Chordata; Actinopteri; Syngnathiformes; Callionymidae. Gene Ontology annotation, cellular component: plasma membrane. The coding region runs from base 18 to 2423 and encodes 801 amino acids.
GCUGGUCGCGAGGAACAAUGAGACGGCAAGUACUCUUCAUCUGCCCCUUUUUCAUCUCUGCGGUGAUCGCUCACGUCAGCUACUCCAUAAACGAGGAGAAACCACUUGGUUCUUUGGUCGGAAAUGUGGCGAAGGAUCUUAACAUAGACCCGGCGAGGUUGAAUUCACGGAAUGCACGCAUGUAUUUCGGAGAUAGCAGAGAAUAUAUCGAGCUGAAUAAAGACAGGGGCGUCCUCCUGGUCAAGGAGAGAAUAGACAGAGAGGCGCUGUGUGCGCAGUCGACGCCGUGUGCACUCCACUUCCAAAUCAUCCUAGAAAAGCCCAUUGAAUUUUACAAAAUAGUAGUGGAGAUUAUUGACAUCAAUGACAACCCUCCUACGUUUGAGAAAAAUGAUAUUAAAUUCAGAAUUAGUGAAUCCGCUGUCAUUGGAUCAAAAUUUGAUUUGGAACGGGCGGUGGAUUUAGACGUUGGAAUCAACGGUCUUAAAUCGUAUAAUCUGUCACCGACUGACAACUUUGCUCUAAAAUUACACAAUCAGGCAGACGGCUCCAGGAAUGUGGAAAUUAUUCUGAAUCAACCUCUGGACAGAGAGAAAAAUGAGCAUUUGUCUCUCGUCUUAACAGCCGUCGAUGGAGGAGAACCGCAAAUGACGGGCACAAUGCAGAUUUUGAUAACAGUGUUAGACGUGAAUGACAAUGCGCCUGUUUUCACGCAGCCCGUGUACAAAAGCGCAGUGGCAGAAAAUUCACCUAGAGGCACUGUUGUGACUAAAAUCAGCGCAUCAGAUGCAGAUCAUGGACCAAAUGGUAAAAUAACAUAUUCAAUUAGAAACACCUUAGAUGACGUCAGACAGCUGUUCAGUGUGGAUGAACUGACUGGAGACAUCACACUGAGUGGAAAUAUCGACUUUGAAAAGUCUCGAAAUUAUCAAAUAAAUGUUCGUGCAAGUGAUGAAGGAGGACUAUCAGACAACUGUAAAGUAGUAGUUGAUGUUAUAGAUGUCAAUGAUAAUGUUCCGAUGAUAAACGUGAUGUCAAAAACAAAUGUGAUCUCCGAAGAUGUCAAAAGCCACACUGUAGUGACAAUAAUUAAUAUCCAGGACCUGGAUGAUGGCGAGAACGGCCAGGUCAAAUGCUCCAUUGAUCAGAAUAUUCCGUUUUUGCUGGAGUCAACUGAGGGGAACUUCUACAGUUUGAUAACAGACGGUGAAUUAAACAGGGAAAUAAAAUCGGAGUACAACAUCAGUGUGAGCUGCUGUGAUGAGGGAGUGCCCUCCCUCUCCAGCAGCGUCACUCUCACCUUACAGAUCUCUGACGUCAAUGACAACCCUCCUGUCUUUGAGAGGAGCUCAUAUGAGGCCUACAUUGUAGAGAACAACACACCGGGUCUCUCUAUAUUCACAGUCAGAGCCACAGACGCUGACUGGAACCAGAACGCUCGGGUCUCUUACAUACUGGAGGACUCCUCUGUGAACGGAGUGUCCGUCUCCUCAUAUGUGUCCGUCAGUGCUGAUAGUGGAGUCGUCCAUGCAGUGCGCUCUUUUGACUACGAGCAGAUCAAGGACUUUGAGUUCCGGGUCAAAGCUCAGGAUGGAGGCUCCCCUCCUCUCAGCAGCAACGUGACUGUGAAAAUCCUGAUCCAGGACCAGAACGACAACCCUCCUCAGGUUCUGUAUCCGGUCCAGACUGGUGGCUCUCUGGUGGCUGAGAUGGUGCCUCGCUCAGCAGACGUGGGCUAUCUGGUCACUAAAGUGGUGGCUGUUGAUGUGGACUCUGGACAGAACGCCUGGCUCUCCUAUAAACUGCAGAGAGCCACAGACAGGCCGCUGUUUGAAGUGGGCUUACAGAAUGGAGAGAUCAGAACCAUCCGACAAGUCACCGAUAAAGAUGCUGUGAAACAAAGACUGAGCGUUACAGUGGAGGACAACGGACAGCCCUCUCGUUCAGCUACAGUCAUUGUGAACGUGGCGGUGGCCGACAGCUUCCCAGAAGUCAUGUCAGAGUUCACUGACUUUACACAGGACAAGGAGUACAACGACAACCUGACUUUUUACUUAGUGUUGGCUUUGGCUGUAGUUUCCUUCCUCUUCAUCACGUGUCUAGUGGUGAUUAUCUCAGUCAAGAUCUACAGAUGGAGACAGUCUCGUGUCCUGUAUCACUCCAAUCUCCCUGUGAUUCCAUAUUAUCCACCACGUUACUCAGACACUCUGGGGACAGGGACUCUCCAGCAUGUGUACAACUACGAGGUGUGCAGGACCACUGACUCCAGAAAGAGUGACUGUAAGUUCGGCAGAGCCGGUAGUCAGAACGUCCUGAUCAUGGACCCCAGUUCUACAGGGACGAUGCAGCGCAUGCAGAGUGAAAAGAGCAUCCUGGAUGAACCAGACUCUCCUCUGGAGGUUAGAAUAAUUUCAAUUUCUUAAAAGCUACUU